AUGACUGAUGUGGUCGGCUCCAAGGAGUCUCAAAAUGCGAGCCUCCCAAAGCCUACCGACCAGGUCACCACAAGCGGAUCGAGUGGUGCACCUGCCACGGUUUCAAAGCCCAGAGAAAUGGCCUCGAACUCCACGCCUGCUGGACUAGGCAAUGACCAUGUCAUGGCUGAUCCUGCUGCGGAGGCAGAUACCAAUAGCGAUUCGGAGGCAGAAACGUUGAUCCAGUCACCAGAGAAGCAGAGGACCGCCACAGACAGUACAUCUGUAACAGGAUCGGCAAGUGUUACCAGGCCCAAAGACGGAACUUUGGCUGUCGCAGUCGUCGUGACCGAAAGUGAAGACAAUACCCGAAAGCGCAAACGUAGUGUUGAUGAUGAUGCGCACGACGGUCGCGCCAUCUCCACCUCCAGUCGCCGCAGUUCAUCUUUAUCAUCGCUCCGAAUGCAGCCCCAAACCCCCGAUAGCGCCUCAGACACAUUGGACCAUAUCGCGUCCCCAAAGCCGAGCCCAGCGGAGGAGAGUCGUGACGACGAUAUCGCUGAUUUGCGUGACGCCGAAGGGAAGCCGGUCAAUAAUCAAGGUCGCAAGCGUCGUCCAAGCGAUAUUCGCGAUGUCCUGCCUCCGAUAAGCAAACAUCGCACAAAGAAUAGUGGUGGCGGAGUGGAUCCGAUCUCGUCAGAACGUCGCGAAACUAGAUCAGCUACUUAUCCUCGUCAUGCUUCCCCAGACCGCUCUCCUUCGCCAAGGCCACAAAGACGGGAACACAGGCGAGGUAUAUCAACCCAGUUGACGCUUGGCGAUUUUGAGAGGAAAAAGCGCGGUCGACCUCCGUCAAUUCACACGAGACGAAGUGGUUCGGCAGAUAACACCCGUGACCGAUCGGUCUCUUCGGACGUCUCAGACUCCCCUCGACAGCCGCGGCCUAUCCUGCUGCACAAGUUCUCGUCUGCAGAGCAUGAUACCAUGUCGCCAGUCAAGCCUCCUGGCCCCCGCAAGUGGCGCGACAAGAACGGUAGAACCUUCUUGUCUCGGGCCUGCAGUAAUAAUGACCUUGCAGCUGCGAAAAUCAAAUUCGCCGAACGACCAGAAGAUCUCAACCAACCAGACAAUGCAGGAAACACCCCGCUUCAAAUCGCCGCGUUACAGGGUUACGUCGAUAUUGUGAGAUUCUUGUUGGAAAACGGGUGUGAAGUCGAUACCCGGAAUAUCGACAAAGACACGGCGCUUAUUGAUGCUGUUGAGAAUGGUCAUGUUGAAGUUAUCAGACUGCUCCUGGAAUAUGGAGCGAAUCCACGUUUGGGCAACGCUAAGGGCGAUGAGCCAUACGAACUUGUUCCUCAGGAUGACGAAAACUAUGAACAGAUCCGAAGGCUGCUUGCUGAUGCAAAAGAAAAACCGAGCAACAGGCGCGUCUCUUCUGAGCAUAACGACAUCGCUCGAGACGGGAAUUCGUCGAGAGCGGCUUCUGCGGCUAGUCCCCGCGACUCACCACCCUUGAUAGGCCCCCGAAGCCCCCCUACUGGUUACGGGAGGCGGAGGACCGGUCGUAGCGAAUCGACUCGAAACGAUCUUCUCUGGCAAGCAAACACUCAGGAAAACUUGAAAAAGUUGGCUGGAAAAGGUGAUGUCCAGGGUGUGGCCAGCAUCCUCAACGUCUUGCAAAAAGCGGAAACAGAAGCUUUGAUAGCAGCCGCCAAAGCAGGGCAUGAAGAGGUUUUGCAGCUUAUUCUGGCUAUGGGUGAUCCCGAACCUGACCCUGAGCCGAUCCGAAGUCUCAGACAAGGGUAUAAUACCCCGAUGCUCGCAGCUAUUGGAAAGGGACACCCGGAGGUUGUCGAACUUCUUGUUGAGCAGUUAGGUUUCAAUCCUACGCGGAGGGUUCUCAAGGGGAAGACAUACUUUGACAUCGCUGCCGAGCGGAAAGGUGAGCGAUGGGAGCAGGAGUACGAGAUUUUGAAGGCUGCCUUCGAUAAACACCUGGCCAAGAAUCGACGACUAAGUUCUCCGCGAAUUACUAGAGAUGUGGACAAGGCGAAAGUUCGUGCCAAUCGUCGUUCUCAAUCUCCAGUCUCUAACAGAUCGCAAAAUUCUUCUAGCCCAAUAUUGAGGCAGAGACAGUUAGUGGGCAAGUCCCCAUAUUUUCCGGAGAAAGAAAAAGAUCGAGACCUUGGCUCUGUGGAUGGGCAGGACACGCGCAAGCAUCAUGUUUCCAGGCGAGAUGUCGCAGACUCACCUGUUGCAGUUUCUUCUGAUCAGGAUCAGACCGUUCAUGCUUCUCGAAAAGGCCAUAUCAAACGACGAAGUCAAAGCGACCUGCCACCACCGCCCAAUCUGGAAUCCGAGGUUACACAUCGACGAAGACGUCUCGUUACCGGCAAAGAACAUCGCAGCCGCAAGAGCAAUUUGGAUGCUUCUUCAGAUGAAGAGCUCAUAGCGGCGGCGAAGUCGAGUAGCAGACCGAGUAGCAGACCGAGUACAGCGCUCAAACGAACUCGAGAAAGUGUUUCACCUGGGCCGGCAGUGACCGAGGAGGGUAAUAAUGGUCGCAGCACAGCCAAGAAGCGGAGGACCGUUAUAGAAAGCAGUCCGGAAGAAACACGCCCUGGUCCAAACAAGUCGAGCCGUAGCCCGUCAUUUCUCACCCUUGACCGCAAAUCGGAAGAGAAAGCUGGCUUGAAGCGCGAAAAAGUCGAAUCUGAAUCAACUGGAUUUGGAGAUGUGAAGAAUUUCAUCAUUAUUGACGAUACUGAACCAGAAACACUGGAUAAUACUACUGAAAUUGGAGCUUCGACGAGUUCUCGCCAUGGCGUAGGACUUGAACGAACAGCGACGGCCGCGUCCUUGAAAGUGGAGCCAAUCAAGACGAGUGUUUCUGAGGCUGAUCUUCAGCUGCAGAGAGAAGAAAAAGCACGUAAAGGCGAAGAGGCUAACCAGCUCGAGGAGAGUAGACGACUUGAAGAAUCCAAACGACUCGAGGCUAAACGACUCGAAGAGCUUCGACGCUUUGAAGAGGCUAAGCGGCUGGAAGAUGCACGGCGACUUGAAGACGCGAGACGCCUUGAAGAAACGAAGCGAUCAGAAGAGGCAAGGAGACUCGAAGAAUUAAAGCGAUCAGAAGAGAUCCGAAGAGCCGAAGAAGAACGACAGCUAGAAGAAACCAGAAGAGCCCAGGAAAUACGACGACUGGAAGAAAUCCGACAAGCUGAGGAGGCUCGGCGAUUGGAAGAGCUUACGCGAAUCGAAGAGGCUCGACGGCAGGAAGAGAACAGACGAGCUGAGGAGGUCCAACGAUUGGAAGCAAUGAGACGAGCCGAAGAGGCCCAACGCCUCGAAGAGUUUAGACGACGUGAAGAGGUUAGACAAGCCGAAGAAGCACAGCGAAUUGAAGAGGCAAAACGGCUCGAAGAGGCCAGACGACUCGCAGAGGCCAUCCGGAUGGAAGAAGAAAGGAUUGCAGCUGAGAAAGCAGCGGCAGAGCGAAGACUCGCGGAAGAGGCCGAACAACGUAAAAAGGCCGAAGAGGAAGCUGCCCUUAGGAGGAAAGAAGAGGAAGAGCGCAGGGAGCGCAUCAAACGCGAGCUUGAAGAAAGACAACGCAGGCAGGAAGAGCAGCUCAGAGAGCAGCAACGCCGGGAAAAGCUCGAGGCCGAGCAGCGACGUCGUGAAGCAUUACCCGCGUUGCUCAGGCACUGCGCCCUCCUUCUUGACAACAAUGAUCCCAAGGUCAGAAGUGAACCCUGGUUGAAGCUUUUCUUGCCGCUGUAUACUGUCAAGACCACACAGCUGGACCCCAAUACUCCGGAUGCUACUCGGAACGACCUCUGGAUUCCGAAUUUUCAAGUCGCUGGACUCCUUGCGACUAAGGAUCUGAACCUAAGAAGUUAUACCUCCUUAGAGAGACGGCCUGUCACACCACAUGAAAGACAACGUCUUUGGAGAGUAUCGAGGAAUAGCCUAUCAUACGAAUUCCAAACAAACCAGUACAAUACGACGAUCGAGAUGGCGAUCCGGCGCGAGCGUGAGGAGUAUCCAAAGUUCCUUGCCAUGGAGGAACUUUUCUGGGUAAAGCUCUCUGGCUUUGAAGAUCAAAUCUUCCGACAUCCGCACCUGGCGAACUUGAAGAUCAGGAAACAGCCCAUCUCACUCAGAGUCCUUUCCAUGCAGGAGCAUACCACAGAUGCAUCGUCACCGCAAAGCCCUGCUGCACUCCCAGACUUCGCCAAUAACUCGGAAGGAGAAGAGCCCACCUCCCCCGUCGAAGAAGUCGCCGCGGCCGAUGAGGUCGACGUCUCUCCCGAUGCCGGCGCCUCUGGUUCCAUGUCCGUCCUUGACGCUCUGAAAGGUGUUCUCAAACUCGCCCUCAUCCACGACGGCCUCGCCCGCGGCCUGCGCGAGGCUUCCAAGGCCCUCGACCGCCGCCAGGCGCACAUGUGCGUGCUCAACGAAGCCUGCGAAGAGGAAGCCUACAAGAAGCUUGUCGUCGCCCUGUGCUCGGAGCACAAGAUCCCGCUGAUUAAGGUCCCCGACGGCAAGAUGCUGGGCGAGUGGGCCGGCCUGUGCGUCUUGGACCGAGAGGGCAACGCCCGCAAGGUUGUCAACUGCAGCUGCGUCGUGGUUAGGGACUGGGGCGAGGAGAGCCAGGAGCGCAAUGUCCUCUUGAACUAUUUCCAGACCGAGCAGUAA
This is a messenger RNA of Fonsecaea erecta, 4683 nucleotides long. RefSeq lists its product as hypothetical. The record is from RefSeq and is a predicted model, not a curated record. Gene Ontology annotation, biological process: translation. The transcript is spliced from 4 exons. Bases 1 to 4683 code for a protein of 1560 amino acids. Gene Ontology annotation, cellular component: ribosome; cytosolic small ribosomal subunit. Lineage: Eukaryota; Fungi; Ascomycota; Eurotiomycetes; Chaetothyriales; Herpotrichiellaceae. Gene Ontology annotation, molecular function: structural constituent of ribosome; protein binding.